UCUGCUGAGUGGUAAAAACGAGAAGAUCAUCUUUGCUACCAGCUACUUUUUCCGAGUGAAAAGUAUGACGCAAUAAAAUCGCACCUUCGAUACGCAAGAUCACAAGCAAGUAUCUCGAAAAUAGCAAAAAAAUGAAAUUGCUAGUCGUAUCACUAGUCUUUGCGGCCACGAUCUCUAUUGCGAAAACACAAACCCGAUACGUGGCGAAACCAGGUUCGUGUCCACCUGCCUUACCUGUACAAUUCUGCGGACGUUCCUGCUACCUUGACGCGCAUUGUGCUGGAAUCGGCAAGUGUUGUCCGACUCAAUGCGGCGGUACUAUUUGCUCCAUGCCCGUCACGAUGACGCGACCUCCUCAAACAGAGAAACAAGGAUCUUGCCCAUCGAUACCGACAGGAAGAUGGGUAUGCUCAUCAACUUGCAAUAGUGACAAUGAUUGCAGAGGAAAUCUAAAAUGCUGCAAAAACAGAUGUGGCGCUUUAGCUUGUCAAAAACCGGAAAUUGAAGUACUUGAAUCCACCGAUAUUCCAGUUCAACCGGUUGCUCCGCGCUUUGGAAAUGAUGAUUACAAUCAUUAUAUUUAAACUCGAUUUUUUAUUAUUACUAUAUUUAUAAUAACUAAUUUUAUCAAUAAUAAUUAUAACAUAACAAGCAUUUUUUUCGUUACAUAUAAGCAAUAAAGCAAUUUUGUAGCAUUUUAUGUGAAAUUGUAGUAUUUUUUGUGAGAUUAAUGUUUCUAAUUCUGUAUCGAGAUUUAUGUUAUAUUACCUAAGAAAACAUUAUUUAUAUAUUUUUCUACAAAAUGUAAUUAUAUUUUAAUCUAGUUAAUAACUUUCAUUCAUCUUAAUGAUAUGUAAGUUCUUUUACUAUUUUAUUUUCAUAGUAAAUGUCCCCAAAUAUUGUUAUUGAUAUUAUUA
Linepithema humile (Argentine ant) is the source of this 917-nucleotide messenger RNA. Its product is annotated as WAP four-disulfide core domain protein 2-like. NCBI's taxonomy places the organism in Eukaryota, Metazoa, Arthropoda, Insecta, Hymenoptera, Formicidae. Gene Ontology annotation, cellular component: extracellular region. Gene Ontology annotation, molecular function: serine-type endopeptidase inhibitor activity. The record is from RefSeq and is a predicted model, not a curated record.